Molecule: messenger RNA, 5372 nt
Organism: Zootoca vivipara (common lizard)
Lineage: Eukaryota; Metazoa; Chordata; Lepidosauria; Squamata; Lacertidae
Product: histamine N-methyltransferase
Molecular function (GO): N-methyltransferase activity
Source: RefSeq, a predicted model, not a curated record
UUUCAAACACUGUCCUUAACGUUCUUGAAAGUAAAAGCUGAAAGAAACUGUUUUGCUACUCAAAACCAACAGAACAUUAUCUUAAAACUUUUUUCCCUGUUGCAAUUGUUCUAAAGUUCCUCAAGUAGGGUUUGUUUUGAAAUCAGAUUUUUUUUUAAUCUGCAGUGUUUAUGGGGUUUUGCUGUUUGGCUAUUAGACAGUCUAAAUUCUGGAAUGGGGAAAAUGUAAACAGUUCCACUUUAUAACUACUGAUGCAAAACUGCUUUAAACCAGGCCUCUGAUUUAUGUGGCAAAAAACAACAAAAAUGCUGCAAUCUUGUGGAUACUUACUUUGAAGUAAAUCUUACUGAACUCAGAGAGGCUUUCUUCUGAGCAAAUUUGUAUAGGAGAAGGCUAUGCAAAACUUUACAGCAUAUGCAUUUAGAAACAUAACCUAAAUUAAAUCACCAUGCUUGUCAUAAUGAAUGCUGGUGAAGAACUCAUAUACAUGAUUUCACAUGGGAACCCAUUUUGCAUGUUUCAUUGUAGUCAGAGCCCAAUUAAUCAAACCUAUAAAUAAAAUUACAGCUGCUGCUAUAUGUGCAGGCUGAAUCCGGAAAUAAAUUACUCAAGUUACUCCACAGUAAAUAUACAUAGGACUGUAACCUAAGGAAGGAUACAGACCAAACUUUAAUAUGUGAAAUUUUGAAAGACUGAAGGUUUUUCUUUUAUAAAAAAAAUUCUGUGGAAAUUAAAGCACAUACAGUAGUUGUAAAACAUUUGGAAUGCCAGGUAGAUAUUCCCAACUUCCUCUACAAGAGAGAAGAGGCUGGUUAGUGUAAGAUUGUGUAAACAUGGGUAGAAUUGCUCUUUGAUAACGCAGGGCAAUGUGUCAUGUACAGUAAGUCCACACUGAACUUGUGUACAUUCAGCUUUAUGUGCUUGGCAAAAAAAAAAACCCUCUCAGUUCGUGUUUGGCUUGUUAGGCUGCAAUCUGUACAGUACAGGCCUGCCCCAACACAGAGAAUACUAUAUGAAUUAGCGGUACCGAGAAAUUUUUCAUUGUAGUUUUUCUGUUAUGGUAACAGUACUUUUUUCUAGCGGGUAAUGGGAACUAGUGCUAUUGUGUCCUUGUAUUUCUUGGUUUGCCUCAUCAUGUGUUUGGGCCGAAUACAGGGAGAAAAAAUUAGCUAUGCAGGCCAACUGUAUAUAUAUAUACAUUUCUACACUGUAAAUGUCAGUGCUUUUCUUCAGCCGGAACUCACCAGAACUCUGUUCCAGCACCACUCAGGUGGGCACCAUUGCCAUUAUAAGGGAACAAGGGAGGCGUUCAUGGAGAGUUCUGGCACCUCUUUCCAGGGCUAGAAUAGCAGCACUGGAAAAUGUCAUUUUGAACACAUAAAAUACACAACAAGUGGAUCGUUUGGUGGUAAGCUAAUACUUUCCUGAACCCCAACCAUCCCUUAGUUCAUUUGCAUGAAGCUUGGAAGCCAAGGGGAAAUAUGGUCAGGAAAGCAGGUUGUAGCAUGGAACAGCCCAGGGGGAAAUAAUGACUAGAAAAUGAAGAGAAAUGAGAGAUAUAGGAGACAUGAACUUGAUGAGAUGAAGGCAACCAAAAGGGGGCUUAGAAAAGUUUCUUAAAUAAAAGGGAGUGCAUGUGAGAGAAGAGAGAGAAACUGGAGCACUGGAGGAUGCCAGGGAGUCUAAGCAAGAGCAACUAGAGUGCAAUUUGUUGUAUUGAUUUCAACUAAUCAACCAGUGUUUGGUUACAGGUCUUUUAUCAUUUGCUGAAAACAUACCAAAUGCGGAGUGUUUUAUGGCUGUGUGAGCAUGAUUAAAACUCUGAGUGAAUGCUUACCUAGGCAUAAUUUUAAUAGGUUCCAGAUCUUUAGGGAGAAGACUCUAAUUCAUUUUUAAAAUAAAACAUAUUUUCUAGCUAGGCAGUAAACAAAACAAAAAACAACCACCACCAUUUCUUAGAUGUCACCUUGGAGAUUCAGCAAACCAACCCACGGAAAUGAUUCCUGAUAAAAAUCACUUAUUGCUCAGACUUAAAGCAGUGGCUGCGUUUACAAAGGAGCUGUACUCCACAGCUCUGUACAGGCUGGGGGGAAAAAUAGCUAUUUGCUGCGGUCAAGGUCUCUGUUCAAAGUCCGAUAAAAAUGCCGAUAUGCUGCUUUAGUUGGUAUUUUGCCAUGGCUAUGAGAAGCUUGCUUUCUGACCAUAGCCACUAUGUUGAAUCCUUUCGUCUGUUCCUUGAGAAUUCGACGGAGCAUCAAUGCAUGUUGGAAUUCAUUCAGAAGAAGCUGCCAGGAAUAUUAUCAAGUAUAGGCAGCGGAAAAUCUACAAUCAAUAUUCUAAGUGUUGGUGGCGGGGCAGGAGAAGUUGACCUUCAGAUUCUUGCAGAAGUACAGGCUAAAUAUCCUGGAGUCGCCAUUUGUAACGAUGUGGUAGAACCAAGUGCUGAACAAAUAAGUGCCUACAAAGAACGAGUAGCAAAGACAGCAAACCUUGAGAACAUAAAGUUUUCUUGGCACAAGGAGACUUCGCUGGAAUAUGAAAGUCGAAUGAAGGGAAGCAAAGAGGUGAAGAAAUGGAACUUCAUCCACAUGAUCCAGAUGCUGUAUUAUGUAAAAGACAUCCCAGCUACUAUCAGGUUUUUCCACAGCCUCUUGGAACCUGGGGCCAAGCUCCUUAUUAUUCUUGUUUCAGGAACCAGUGGCUGGGCCAGGCUCUGGGAGAAAUAUGGUUCUCGCCUGCCUCUGAAUGAUCUCUGCUUGUAUGUUUCAUCUGCUCACAUUGAAGAGAUACUUGACGGGGCUGGUCUAAAGUACAAGUCCUAUGAGCUUCCAUCCGAUAUGGACAUAACUGAUUGCUUCACUGAUGGAAACAGAAAUGGGGAGUUGCUGCUUGAUUUUUUGACCGAAACCUGUAAUUUUAGUAAAACUGCCCCCACUGACUUAAGAAAUGAAAUUAUCAGAGACCUUAAAAAGCUUGAAUACAGUGAAAAGAGGGGUGACAAGUAUUUUUUUAAUAACAAUCUGAGUGCAAUAGUGAUUGAACCCUAAAUGUGUCCAGCUGUGAAGCAGCCACUCAGUUGAAUAUUUAUUAUUUGUUAAAUACUUUAUUAGUUUGGUAAGUAUGCGAUGCUUGAGUCAAAUACACAUAUAUCCACAGGAUCUAACUUUUUUGCCACUGUUACAGCUGCUUAACAAAAUUGUUAGGUGUUUACAAUGCUACAUAUUAAGACUUUGCUAACAGAUCAAAACAUAGCUUGCAGAGUUGUACAUCAUUAUCCUUGCGCAGUGGUUCUGUUGUUGGCUAUCGUGUGCUGAGAUCAUUAAUCAAAACUUGAAAAAUUGCAGGCCUGUGUGCCUCCUGAUUGAUGGAAAAGGUGUUGUAAUGACCUUGAAAAGAUGAAUCCUUUAUGAAGAAAAUGUACAGAAAAAGAAAAAAAAACAUUUUAAAAUAGAACUUUAUAGCUGCCUUUACAGUUAUUGCAACACAUAUUUCAAACCUUUAAAUUUUAGAGCCCACAGUCGGUUCUGCUCUUAGCUCUUUAAUGUUUUCUCUCUCUUUGGUUUAACACUGUUUAUGUAGUGUAAUAUGGAGUGAUAGGCUGGGGAGAAGAGGAGAAGAACCUUAAGAUGCAGGUUUAGAGAUGGGAAGAACAGGCCAAAUGUCUGGGCAUUUGUGCCUGUUUAAUGGUUCUGGUGGAAGUGGAAAAAAAUCUAAGCGAAAGGGGACCUCCAGUCAAGGUAUACAGCUCCGGUAUACAGCUCUGUUACUAAUAUCAGGAAUACCCUGUGUUUGGUGAAUCAGUGCCCCUGUGCAUAUAUCUGCUACUGCAUACAUUAUAGGAUACAUGGGCAUACCUGCACACACAUGCACCUACUGUCCCAUCAUUUAGAGCAGGCAUCCCCAAACUUCGGCCCUCCAGAUGUUUUGGACUACAAUCCCCAUCAUCCCCGACCACUGGUCCUGUUAGCUAGGGAUCAUGGGAGUUGUAGGCCAAAACAUCUGGAGGGCCACAGAGUGGGGAUGCCUGAUUUAGAGCUUGCUAGCAGUGUGGACUGGUCUUUUUUGGGGGUGAACAUGUUUGAGCUUCACAGGCAUUUCAGAGCAGGCACCAAGCACCUAUGAAUUCCCAUUGGCACUGAGCCAUGGAAGAACAACAAUGGUGGAUGCCUAUCCUAGCCUUCUUCCCUUAUCAUUCAGAUACGUCAUCAUUGAAAUGCAGGGGGAUUAUGAGAGUGGAGAAGCUUGAAGAAAGAAGAAGAGCUGAAGCAGGGCUGGGGGGAAGAUUACGUCCUCAGUGGUGAGCACCUGCCUUGCAUGUAGAAGGUCCCUGCCAUGUCAACUUCACAAAAGGAUCAUGAAGCAAGGGGAUGGCAAAGCCCCUCUCUCUGAUGCUGCGCUAGAUUGUCAAAUACGUGCAGCUAGUUUAGGGCGGCUUCCUAUGUUCCUUGGUAUGGGGUGGAGCAACUCUCCAAUGAGGAAUUGUUGCAGUGUUUUUAGCUUGGAAAAAAAAUGUGAGUAAGAGGUGACAUGGUAGAAGUUUAUAAAAUCAUGCAUGGUAUGGAGAAAGUGGAUAGAGAAAAGUGUUUCUGACCCUCUCAUAACACAAACUCAUGGGGAUCUAGUUGAAUGUUGCCCCGAUGUAAAGCUCCCAAAGAAAUGUGGAGCUACUUUUGCCACAGAAUCACCCCAGUCUGUCCCCAAGCAUUUAGGACAAGGGAUAUGGUUACAAAGUUGGAGCAUUCAUGUUCUGGACAGGCUUAAAUCCUGGCAUUUCCCCUGCAAGUUAUUUCAGAAGACUCAGCCAUGUGGUUACUUCUCUCCAUGUAACCCUGUGCUCAAGUGGGGAGUAUAAAAACAGAGAAAGGCAGAAGCUUCCUGUUUUGCUGUCUCACAGCCUCAUCUUGUGCCUGAUCAAGAUUUGCAUGCAUUAUUUUGCCGGCAACUUUAAAAUCCUUCUAAAAGGGAUUUUUAGACAGGAUGAUGCCUUCUCUGUAGUCACCUGAUUGACUAAUGUAGGGUAGUUAAAAGCUAUGGCUCAUCUAUUCCAUUCCUCAAAAUGAAACAUACGUUGCUCAGAUCACUGUAGCAAAAGGAUGUGAUUUAAGAUGAUCCCUUAGCAGUGACAUUCACAGUUUUCACACAGGCAAAAUGACAUUAGCGCUUCAUGUCAGCUUCCCAAAUGUCGGAAGGAGCAGAUUAAUGUAUGAGCCAACAUACUGUAUACGUCUUUCUGAACAAUCUGUGGCUUUUUAAGGUGUGCUCUGCAUUUAUGCCUUAGAUACGUUGCUUUGUGUAUUGAUUAUUACAAUAUGAACACAAUUCCACAAGUCUGUGCUCAAACAAAAUGAAUAAAAUACCUGUUUUUAAACGUU